AUGGCAUACGCAGAUAUCCAGAUGUUAAUGGGAAAGUUGAAGCAGCUGAUAUACUCCAAUGAUAUUCCAGUGAUCAACAAUCCAUCAAUCUUAAGUGAAAGGCCUCAAUUCCAACAUCUUUAUGAAGAGCUUGGCUUCAUGAUCCAAAUCCUUUUCAACCACGAAGACCAAGAUCUACACAGCUUUGAAAAAGUGAGAAAACUGAAGAGAAGAUUCAAAGUUGCAGCUGAAGAAGCAGAAGGUAUCGUCGAUAUAUUUCUAACCACUGUCCACUGUAGAAAUAACGGAUAUUUCCCUAGAUCUGAUGUCUUUCAGCCCUCUCUCCACCUUGAGGUUGUUAUGAGAUCAAUCGAGUCUAUCAAGAUAGAGUUCAUGACCAUUAACAUCGAUAACAUGAAGAUGGACUCUUCUCUGAGAACUGACAGACUGCAAUCGGCUGGAACUUCCCACACUAGAAAUUCAAGGGGUUCAAAGAAAUUAUUGGAAAAAGUCAUUGUGGGGUUCAAUCGUGAUGCUGAGAUAAUACGGGACAAACUUGUUGAAGAUGGAAAGAAGUUGGAUGUGAUAUCUAUUGUUGGUAUGGGUGGAAUAGGUAAGACUACCCUUGCUAACAAAGUUUUCACUGAUCCUUUUGUUGUUCAUCAUUUUUAUGUCCGUGGAUGGGUCACUGUUUCACAAAUAUUUGACAAGCGGGAUCUGUUGAUUCAAGUUCUGACAUCCAUAGAUGAUCAAUUAGAGCUUGAAAAAGCAACGGACUAUCAACUUCGUGCAAUGUUGCAUAAAAGCCUAAUGGGUAAGAGAUAUAUGAUUGUCAUUGAUGACAUCUGGAGUAAAGAGGCAUGGGAUAAGCUGAAAUUAUUUUUCCCUGAUGAUAACAUUGGAAGUCGAAUUCUGCUUACUAGUCGCCUCACCGAAGUUGCUUCGCAUGCAAAAUCACAUGGACUCAUUCAUCAUUUACAACAUUUGACUGAAGAAGAAAGUUGGAAGUUGCUGUGUGAAAAGGUGUUCCAAGGAAACGAAUGUCCCAAAUGGUUGAUUGCUCCUGGAAUGCAAAUUGCAAAAAACUGA
Molecule: messenger RNA, 1068 nt
Organism: Lactuca saligna
Lineage: Eukaryota; Viridiplantae; Streptophyta; Magnoliopsida; Asterales; Asteraceae
Source: the annotation of a GenBank genome assembly